AUGACCGACCAUACUGCGCCUAUCAUCAUCAUCGGGGCAGGGCUGGUGGGCCUAACAUUGGCCCAAGCUCUCAAGAAGGAAGGAUUCAAUUUCAAGAUCUAUGACCGGGAUAGAAGCCUCGAAGAGCGUCCAGCUGGUUGGGGCAUCACAAUGCACUGGGCGCUCCCUGCAUUGGAAUCAUGUCUUCCUCCAGAGGUAUACAAUCGACUUCUAUCGAUUCAAGUGGAUCCGGUUGAGGAGAAUGAUCGAUACCGGUUUCUUAACCUCGAAACCGGCCAUGACAAGUUUUGUUUUCCAUCAUCGACACACUAUCGACUGAACAGGAAGGCAUUCCGUCAAUUGCUAAGCACUGACCUUCAAAUCAACUGGGGCAAGCGAUUUCUUGGAUUUGAUUCAACGGAGAGAGGUGUUAAAGUCAAUUUUGAUGACGGAACUUUUGUGGAAGGCUCUAUGCUACUUGCAGUCGAUGGCAAAAACAGUCCAGCUAGGAAGCUUCUCAUAGGCGACGAGAGAUCUAGGCUAAACUCUCUUCCCGUCGCUUUUGUAGGCAUCAGUCUACGAUUAUCACCGGAAAAAGUGAAACCCUUUCGGGAGAUUCAUCCUAUCAUAUGGCAAGGAACACAUCCAGGAUCAGGCUACUAUAUCUUCUUUUCAAUGCUGUCGACACCUCAGACAAAUGGGAGUGCCGGAACAGCGGAUGAAUACUACGAGGGCCAAUUCAAUAUGAGUUGGCUUCUUGAAAAAAAUGGACCGCUCGCGGCCUCGCCGACUGAAAUAUUAGCCCAAGUCAAGGAUGCAGCCGUUGCCGACACUGGGUUCUUUCCCAGCCUGAAGCAAGCUAUAUUGGACAUCCCCGAGGGUAGUCCAAUGCUAGAAAUCAAAUUGGAAGACUGGCCUACGGAAGACUGGCCAUCAGCCGGUGGAAAAGUUGCAAUUGUCGGCGAUGCCGCACACGCCAUGACUAUGUAUCGAGGAGAAGCUGCUAAUCAUGGAAUCUGCGAUGCUGCACGGCUGAGAGAUGAGUUAGUACUCUGGCGUGACGGCAAACAGUCCCUAGAUAUGGCCUUUAUAAAAUACCAAAAAGAGGUCAAGAAUCGUACCCAUGAUGCUGUUAUCAUGAGUCGCCAUGCCUGUCUUGAUUGUCAUGAUCUCGAAACCCUGGAAGUGGACAGUCCUGUAUUCCAAGUGACUGGAUUUAAUGCGUUGGCAGUCCCAUUAAAGGCGUAUAUUUAA
This is a messenger RNA of Penicillium macrosclerotiorum, 1233 nucleotides long. Its product is annotated as FAD-dependent oxidoreductase. The transcript is spliced from 3 exons. The record is from RefSeq and is a predicted model, not a curated record. NCBI's taxonomy places the organism in Eukaryota, Fungi, Ascomycota, Eurotiomycetes, Eurotiales, Aspergillaceae. The coding region runs from base 1 to 1233 and encodes 410 amino acids.